AAGAAAAAUAAAAUUUAUUACUAUAAAAAUGAAUCAGAAUAUAUUUAUUUUGAUCUAUUCUUUUACUGAUUUUUUUAAAUUUUAUAUAAAUUCAAUAACUUAAUAUAUUUAUGUAGCAUAAUUUGUGAUAAACUAAUAGGAAAAAAAAUAUUUAUUUCUAAUUAUUAAUAAAUUUGCCAAUUAUAAUAUAUUACCAUAUCAUCAAACAUAAAAUUGUACAGUUCAUCAAACAUUGUAUUGUAUACUGUACAAUACAAUAUGAUAUCAUACGCUACAGUCAUUAUACCAUGGUAAACCACCGUCCAAACAAAGUGUAAGCCGGAAAAAUUCAAUCAUUUUGUCGCCCCGGCAGCCAACUGACCAAACGAAGAAGAGAAAACUGCAGCCUUUAAUGCGUGGUUGACUUGAAAUGGUUGCGAUUAUCUUAACUGAAGCAGCUUUAUUUCGAGCUUCACCUUGUACUGAUUUCAAUGGAGUUUUCCCUUCAAAUUACCUCCAUUGCCCUUGUUUUUCUUCAAGAUUUUCACUUUCCCACACACCCUUUUUGGAAAUUUCUCUGGGUAACAAAACGCUGAAGAAGCACAAGAAGAGGAUUUUGAGUUCUGGGGUAGUUUCUUCUGGAUUAACAGAUAGUGGGAUAACCAAAAGCCCUUGUUUUUCAUCAAGAUUUUCACUUUCCCAGACACCCUUUUUGGAAUUUUUUCUGGGAAAGAAAAGGUUGAAGAAGCAGAAGAAGAGGAUUGUAGUUUCUUGUGGCUUAAUAGAUAAUGGGAUAAUUGAUAAAGAAGAGAUUGAAUUUAAGCCUUCAUUUGAUGAGUAUUUGAAAGCCAUGGAGUCUGUUAAAGAAAAGAAACAGAAGGAAAGUGUUAUUAGAAGAAACAAAAGUGAAGAAAAGGGUAAAUUUGGGAAGUCUGAGAAGGAGAAAUGUGUAGAAAGUUCUGAUUUUGUUGAGCCAGUUAAGAAAUAUAAAGGAGUUGAUGGUGGUGGGAAAUUGGAAUUUAGAAUGGUGAAGAAUCAGAAAAGACAGAGCAUAGAUGAGAUGGUGAGCAUGGAAAGAGAGGCUUUUAAGUCAAUGGAUGGUGAAGCUUAUGAUAAGCCAAGAGUUACUAAGGCAGUAAUGGAAGAGAGAAUCCAAAAACUUGCAAAGGGUUUAAAUGGUGCAGACAUUGACAUGCCUGAGUGGAUGUUUUCUCAAAUGAUGCGAAGUGCUCAGAUUAAAUUCUCAGAUCAUUCUAUCUUGAGGAUUAUCCAAAUAUUGGGUAGACUGGGAAAUUGGAAGCGGGUGCUGCAAGUCAUUGAAUGGCUUCGUUCACGUGAACGCUUCAAGUCACACAAGUUAAGAUAUAUUUACACGGCUGCACUGGAUGCAUUGGGGAAGGCAAGGAGGCCAGUGGAAUCACUAAACUUGUUUUAUGCAAUGCAGGAGCACAUAUCAUCAUAUCCAGACCUUGUGGCAUACCGUUGUAUUGCUGUCACUCUUGGACAAGCAGGACAUAUGAAGGAACUAUUUGAUGUCAUCGAUACCAUGCGAUCACCACCCAAAAAGAAGUUCAAGACUAAUAUCAUUGAGAAGUUUGAUCCGCGACUUGAGCCUGAUGUUGUCGUUUAUAACGCUGUGCUAAAUGCCUGUGUUCGCCGUAAAAGCUGGGAGGGUGCCUUUUGGGUACUGCAGCAGCUAAAGCUCCGGGACCAGCAGCCCUCAAUAACAACAUAUGGAUUAGUCAUGGAGGUUAUGUUGGAAUGUGGCAAAUACAAUUUGGUCCAUGACUUUUUCAAGAAAAUGCAGAAGUCAUGUGUUCCCAAUGCUUUAACCUAUAAAGUUCUUGUGAAUACUCUUUGGAAGGAAGGAAAAACAGACGAGGCCUUACUGGCUGUAGAAGACUUGGAACGACGAGGAAUCGUGGGCACUGCCAGUUUGUAUUAUGACCUUGCUCGUUGUCUUUGUAGUGCAGGGAGAUGUGAAGAGGCACUGAAGCAAAUGGGAAAAAUAUGCAAAGUUGCGACCAAGCCUCUAGUGGUGACUUACACUGGUUUAAUUCAAGCAUGUCUGGAUUCUGGUGACAUUCAGAGUGGAGCAUACAUCUUCAACCACAUGCACCAGUUUUGCUCCCCAAAUUUGAUAACUUACAAUAUAAUGCUAAAAGCUUAUCUAGAUGGUGGGAUGUUUGAAGAAGCAAAACAAAUGUUUUUCAAGUUGUUGGAUAAUGGUAACUCUAUUAGCAGUAAAUCAGACAGUAAGGAUAAGGUUUUCCCAGAUAUCUACACAUUCAACUUGAUGUUGGAUGCAUGUGCUGCUGCAAAGAAAUGGGACGAUCUCGAGUUUGCCUACUCACAUAUGCUGAAAUAUGGAUAUCACUUCAAUGCAAAACGUCACAUUCAGAUAGUACUCAACUCCUGCACCGCUGGAAAGGUGGAAUUAUUGGAAGCAACAUGGAAGAACUUGGCUCGGGCUGAUCGGGUUCCGCCAGUGCCACUAGUCAAAGAAAUGUUCCGCGUGCAGCUAGAAAGAGGCGAUAUUGCUGCAGCCCUGGCUUGUGUUGCUGAUUAUCCAUCUGCUGAGUCACAGGCAUUUUCUGUCAAGUUCUGGAUGAAAUUUUUCGUGGAAAAUUCUGAUCAAUUAUCAGAUGGUACUCUUUUCAGAUUGCUACAGGAGGUGAACCAGGUUGUUGCCAGAAAUGACAGCAGAAUACUUAGCAAUCUGAUGGCUUCUUGUAGAGAAUUUUUAAGAACUCGAUCGACAAAACUAGAUAGAAUUCAUAGUGAAACAGCUCUAGUUUGUUAAUUUUGGUACACCCCAAAAGAUUAGAAAAGAAAUCAUCUGAUAUUGUAUAAUCUGUUCUUGUACUAGUGCUCUAUUUGUUUAGAGUUUGGUCAAGUUCAUAACCAACCAUUCUUUAUCUACUAUAUAUGAUUGUGUAGUUCAAUAAGAACUUAUUCGAAAA
This is a messenger RNA of Capsicum annuum, 2942 nucleotides long. Its product is annotated as pentatricopeptide repeat-containing protein At1g30610, chloroplastic. The coding region runs from base 410 to 2782 and encodes 790 amino acids. Gene Ontology annotation, biological process: chloroplast organization. Lineage: Eukaryota; Viridiplantae; Streptophyta; Magnoliopsida; Solanales; Solanaceae. The transcript is spliced from 9 exons. The record is from RefSeq and is a predicted model, not a curated record. Gene Ontology annotation, molecular function: protein binding. Gene Ontology annotation, cellular component: chloroplast.